Messenger RNA from Mytilus trossulus (common blue mussel), 1959 nucleotides. RefSeq lists its product as uncharacterized. NCBI's taxonomy places the organism in Eukaryota, Metazoa, Mollusca, Bivalvia, Mytilida, Mytilidae. The transcript has a single exon. The coding region runs from base 286 to 1944 and encodes 552 amino acids. The record is from RefSeq and is a predicted model, not a curated record. Gene Ontology annotation, biological process: signal transduction.
CAACCACAAAAAAACAAAGAAAUGUACAGGGUCAUUUCAAUAUGCUGCGUAUAAGAAAUAAGAUCAGACUAUUAAAUGUCUCAAUUCAAUUGUUGUACAUUUCUCGUUUUGUCGGGACUACAAAAGAUAAAUAUUCGAUUUUUAUUGUAACGAAUUCUAUUCUUAAAUUUAAAAUGACGUAUGAUAAGUAUAUAUAUUUACUUCCUGUUAUAAGUUGUGUAUUUGGUCAUCGGAAAUUUAAUAUUUUAGGCGGAUAUAUUUAGAACAAAAGCAAGAAAUAAUAGAAUGGAACAUUUUCAUUUGUUACCUUUUCAAAAAAGUUAUCAUAUAUUCAUGUUCAAUGAUAGAAAAUCCGAACUUGAUAGACUUUGGGUCAGCGAUGUUAUAAAAAACCUAGAAUAUUAUGGAUUUAAAGGUGGGUGUAUCAGUGAUGAUUUUGAUAUAGAAAUAUCCGUAUUUAAGAAUAUUCAGAGGAAAAUAAAACAAUCAAUAAUUACAGCGUUUGUUAUUUCGGAAAAUUCACUUAAAUCGAAAUCGUUCACGAAUAACAUGGAAAAUGCUGUGAUGCUAAUAACAGAGUCAGACGAGGAACACGCAAUGGUUCCAAUACUGUUAAAUGAUAGCGAAAUGCCAAUUUGCCUGCGUAACUACCAUCCACUAAUUGUGACUGACAGGAGAGAAGACUGGUGGCCAAAAUUGCUACGGGUAUUAGAAAAUCAUAUAUUAUGUUCUUCGAGUAGUGGUGAAUCGGACGAAGAUAUUCGGAAUUUGAUUGAAGAAUGUAAAAAAACUUUAGCAAUAAAAAGCAUAAAAAAGCAAAAGAAGUUCAGACAAUUAUGCAAACAAUCGGGCAUUUCUCAGUUUACAAGUCAAAUGGGUACGAGAACAAUGCAUGCAAGUCUUUUAAAAGGAUGUGGCGUGGAGAUUGUCGACCAAUGUCUAAUUUUGAAGUGGGAUAGAUUUGAAAAUGUUAUGAUAGAAAACCGAGACACACUAGUAAGCAUAGUACACUUUAAUCAAGCAUGUACACUCAGAGAAGUGGUCAUUAAUUUGACAGAAGAAGGACACGAUAAGCUUAUUAAAGGAUGUCCGAUAUGGCAAUCGAAUCUUACAACCUUUAUUGAAAAGUCUCUUAACUACGACUUUUACACAGGAAUUGAUGACAGAAUGACCUAUGAUGUGAAGUUUGAAGGACAUACAAAUUACGCGUUAUUACAUUCAGUAAAUAACAUUGUUCGAAAUCUAUAUUUGGAAAAUUUUAAAGCUCGUUGUUGUCAGUUGGACACAACGGAGAAAAGAAUUGAAACAUUCAAAAACUGGCCAUAUGACAAGCGUCAAAUUUUGAUAUUUGCUGAAGCGGGAUUUAUAUACACUGGACAUUUAGAUACCGUCACAUGUUAUGCGUGUAAUCAGAGCCUAUAUGGUUCAUCAAAAGAAGAUCGAGAUAGUCUAAUGGGACAACAUGUUCAGUGGAGUAGUGAUUGCUCUUUUCUGAAUAUUCAAACUGAUAGCAUAGUUUUAGAUUUGUUGAAGCAAAAGCGUCGAUCUCAGUCAAUAUUGGACGCCACAGAUUCAUACAGUCCAUAUGCAUGUGAUGACAAAAUGACGCUAAGCCAGAUAACUAGAACUAAUGAAAGCGCAAUAAUAGAGUAUAACUUAAACAUCAAUGGGACUAUGCUAGCAGAGAUUGGUUUCACUAUUGUGUCGCCGACCGAACCUGACGUCGGAGUUGUAUGUUCUGAAUGCAAUUACAUCAAAUAUGGAUUUAAAGACAUACACGAACUCGAAUCUUGUCAUUUGAUGUGGUCUGGAGAACAGUGUCAAUUUCUUAUCAGAACAAAAGGAAUUAAAGCCAUUCAAAUAUUCCGAGAGGAUAAUGACUUAAGAAUUCAAUACAAAUCUUCUGUUUCUUUCAAAACAAUAAUGAUCAAUCGGAACCAGUAAGAAUUUUGCCAUAAA